AUGGAUGGCUGGCAGCGCUGGAGCCAGGAUUGCCGGGAUAAACCCAGCACAGAGAUGCUCCUCUUGCUGAGGACCUUCUUCCCAACUGUGGAUAAAGUGGGGAGCUCUUCCCGGUGGCAGUCUCACUCCCUGGCAGAAGAUGUACAGCCUGAGAUCUGGAUUGCACAGGAGCUGCGGCGCAUCGGAGACGAGUUCAAUGCCUCCUAUUGUCCAAGAAGGGGUUUCUUGGAUCACCAGGCGGGAAACCCCCAGGUCGUCAUUCUGCGCCUCCUGCGUUACAUCAUCCGCCUCAUCUGGAGGAUGCAGUGA
Messenger RNA from Chaetura pelagica (chimney swift), 309 nucleotides. It is a transcript of the gene BCL2L11, whose product is annotated as BCL2-like 11 (apoptosis facilitator). NCBI's taxonomy places the organism in Eukaryota, Metazoa, Chordata, Aves, Apodiformes, Apodidae. Bases 1 to 309 code for a protein of 102 amino acids. The record is from RefSeq and is a predicted model, not a curated record. The transcript is spliced from 3 exons.